UAAAAAAAUUUGUACUAUAUAUGUGAGCAUAAUUCACCAUACCCAUUUCACUCUUCUUCAUUAAUUUCUUGAGUUCUUAUUACUCUCUCACUCUCUCACUCUCUUACUCUCUCACUCAAACAAUUUUCUUCUUCUUUUUGUUUAGUUUUCUUCUUCUCAUUAAGAUCUUUUUGCUCCAUAACUCGGGUUAGUUUGUUUGAGUACUCUCUCUUUCUCUCUUAAAUUUAUUUUAUUAAAUUACUGAUAUGAAUCGAUGUGUUGUUUUGUUUACUUUAAGCUUUUUGAAUGUUAGAAAGGUUUGUUAAUGACUAUAUAAUUUUAUAUUUUUUUCUUGUUGUUGUUGUAGAUUUUUAAUGGUUUUCUUUUUUAUUUUUGACUAUGUUUUUAUUUUUACUGUAGAAAUGGUGUUUGUGGAUUUGAUUUCUCUAGAGGUGGUAUAGAAGAGACAUUUUCAAGUAGUAAUAUUAUUAAAGUUUUUACUUCAUUACGUGAAAACUAAUAAUUUCAGGAAAAAAACUACAUAUAUUUGUUAUUGCUCGACUUGUCUGUAGAUCUAUGUUUGUAUAAAUCAUAUGAAACUUUUUUGUUGUUGUUAUUGUUGUUUGUUUCUCUAAUUUAAUUACAUGUGUUUUAAUGUAAUUAAUCAAUUGUUAUAAUGUUGAAUUAAUUUGUUUUGUAGUUUUGGAGAGAAGAGAAGUUGUGUUUCUUUUCUUUUGUUUUGAUUCAAAUUUUUCAUCAACCCAAAAACACCAUGACCAACUCUCCAAACAAUCCUCCUACUCCUCCUCCUUCUCCUUCCACCACCACCACCACCACCACCGACACUAAGCUUGAACCCUCCUCUCCACUACUGUCGCUACCUCCGGCGACGGUGAAUACUCUCACAAACUUAUCAUCAUCAUCUUCAUCUGAUGAUUCUUCAACCAUUAAUCCAUCCACUGUGCCAAACCCUAAGUCUGAGCCUGAGCCUGAGCCUGAGCCUAAACCAAAACCACAAACCACCACCAUAGCCGCUGCCACCACUGUUGUGACUGCCCCUAUUGAAAAGAAAUAUGAUCCUUCAGAACUGUUAAGCCCACCAGGCUUCCCUCCGUUACCAUCUCAGCCUCAGCUUUCAACUCCUGCUAGGGUGGCUUCUUCUGUGAACCCAUCUAAUGUGUCUCUUGUCCCAAACAUUCGUCAUGUUCGGCCUAGUACUGGAAAAUUAGUACAAUUUGUACGCCGCCCAAAACUACCAAUAAUUUCGGUGGCUAAGACGGCUGCCUCCACCGCCACCACCGCUGCCAGCUCAGCACUUGUUGCUCCUGUUCCAAACACUCCUUCUUCUAUUCGGCCUGGACAAGUGGUUAGUAUAAGACGCCCACCACCACCACUACCACCGCCUUUUACCAGUCGAUCAACGCCAAGUACUGUGACUAGUACUACUCCUCUUCGUCUUAGUAGCCAACAAGCUGGAGGGGGCCUAACUACUAUUUCAUCAAUUGAGCCUGCUAGUGAUAAUAAUAAUAAUAAUCAACAACAAGGGCAAGGAGUAGUACCAACAACAACUUUGUCUAUGGCUUUUCCUCCUCCUCCUAAUCCUAAUCCUAAUCCUCCUUCAUUUCCUGUGAUUCAUACAAUUAGCGGUAGUGAAGCACGAGCUAUACUAUGCCCAAACAGACACAGAAGGUCGGGUUCUUUUGUUCCAAUUCUUAGUCGUGCUACUACUACUCAACCACUGAACCCUACUCCUAUAUCUUCACUACCACCAAUAAUAAAUGAUCAUCAUCACCAUCGCCAGAUUACUCCUCCUGCUCUUGUUCCUCAAUUUCCUCCAUUUACUAGAGGUGUGUUGAGUGGAUCGAUUCUUGUACCUGCAAGUUCUGCUGGAGCUAGUAGUGGUAGUGGUGGGGGCGAUAACAAGGGUAAGAAUGUAAUGGUGUCAGAUAAUGGUGAUGAAGAAAUAUUGAAGAUGAAUAAUAAUAAUAAAAAUAAAAGGAAGUUUGUUGAGAUUGAGGUCAAUGAAGAUGCUUUAAUGCCGGUUUGCAACAUUUGUGAGAAGGAUUUUCAAUCAUGGAGAUUACUAUUUGAACACAUGAGGUCACAUAAUACUGAAAGAGAUUGGCCUGGAUGUUUUCCUCCUCCUAUUAAUCUUCCCCAACAACUAAUUCCCCAAGGUGAAGAAGAAUUGGCAGCAACAGCAGGUAGUGAUGAGACUAAGUCAGAAAGUGGAUCAGGUAGGAAUGUUACAGGUUUUGAUCUUAAUUUGCCAGGAGGAUUAGCUGAGAUUCCAGAAGAAGAUGAAGAUGAUGAUGAUAUUAUUGAUGUAGUAGGAGGAGUUGAGGAAACUGGAUCCACCACGGGUUUUGAUCUAAACCAGUUGCCUCCUCCUGAUGAAUCUGAAUCUGAACCUGUAAUAUUUGUUCAUGUAAUUGAAUCUGAUGAUGAUGAAGGUGAUGAAGGUGAUGGUGAUGGUGAUGGUGAUAAUCAUGGUGGUGAUAAUAAUAAUGUACAAGCUGAAGAUGAUCCUGAUUUUAAUAUUGACAGUAGUCUUAGUAGUACUAGUACUAGUGAUUGUGAUGACUGUGAUUGUGAUGAAGACAGUAUUGAUGAAGAAGAUGAUGAUGAUGAUGAUGAUGAUGAUGAUGAUAUAUGAUUAUUAUCAUUAUACAAAAGAGAAUGCAUGAGAUAAUUAAGAGUGAGGGAGGGAGAGAAUAAUUAAUUAAAACUUUGAUGAUUAAUAAUUUCUGAUCUGUGUGUCUACUCUUUCUUUUAAUUAAUAAUAAAUAAUUG
Molecule: messenger RNA, 2772 nt
Organism: Cannabis sativa
Lineage: Eukaryota; Viridiplantae; Streptophyta; Magnoliopsida; Rosales; Cannabaceae
Exons: 3
Coding region: 752-2635 (627 amino acids)
Source: RefSeq, a predicted model, not a curated record